Molecule: messenger RNA, 1354 nt
Organism: Ectocarpus sp. CCAP 1310/34
Lineage: Eukaryota; Phaeophyceae; Ectocarpales; Ectocarpaceae
Source: the annotation of a GenBank genome assembly
UGGACUAGACGCCCUGUGUAGCGGGAGAUGCCGGUGAAGACAACUCUGGACAAGCGCGGCGGAAGGAUGCUCGCAUCAGCACAGGAGGCAAGGAGAAGGAGCGCUUCACCCUGUGUCUUGCUGUCAUGCAAGAAGGUCCCGCUACGCAUCAUCUUGAAGGGUACGCCGUUCAUCCUGCCGGAAGUGUCGGGGAAGGGCAAGAGAACUCAGCUGCGGAAGGGGUCCAUCUCGGCAGAGGUUGCCCUUGGGAAUCGUACCAAGUUCGGGCACCGCGUGUGGGGCACGUGGUUUGGUGCGCAGGAGAACAGCUGGUAUGACGCGCGGGAGUGCGCCUUUUCGAUGUCGGAGAGGUGGAGGCUUCGCCCCAACAACGGAAGCAUCAUCAAGCAGCGCCCGAGCAACUUGGUGUUGGACGACUUGAAGGGCCACCGUGACAAGGCCUUCAUCGACGACCUCGGGAAGAGGUGCAACACAAGCGUCAGCCUGAUCCCGGGCGGGUUGGCUCCUCUCCUCCAGCCGCUGGACCGCAUGCUCAACAAGCAGACUAAGCGGCUACUGCGGGCGAAGUACACCGCCUACACCGCCACCGCGGUAGCCGGGCCGUGGGAUGGUGUCUACGUGGUGCCAGAAGGCGUAGCCAGCAAUCACCCCCGACACGGUCAAGACUUGCUUCAGAUCUGCGGGCUAACGCUUACGCUCGACGGUAAGGGUUACCCCGAGCUGCUCCAGGAGCAGCGCGUCGAGUCGGAGAAAGCACACCCCGGCGUUUCGCUGCCCCCGUUCCAGCUACCAGAGGUACACGACGGCGAGCUCAUCGGCACCAACCCCAUCACGGCUGCAGAAAAGAUGGUUCAAGGACGUCGGCUACCUCCUGCCGAUGUGGAGCUGCUGGAAUAUGACAGCGAUCUAGAGUUCUUGGGCGUGUCGGGGGGUAGGGAUAAGUCAGGAGAGUUGACGGAGUUGUGUGAAUCGGUAGUUGACAAUGCUUUUGAUCAGUAUAGAACCACACGUUAAGGUACCGUUGUUGUUGGUUGGAAGCACACCGGUAACGGGCAACGUAGGCUGGUACGUAACAGCAUUCCAUGCAGCGAGUGGUCUUGUGUUUGAUGCGAGUUUGGCUAUGGCGUGACAACCACAAGUGAUCUUGUUUGCAUCUGAGGUGGUACCAGUACACACGGCAUCAAGUGUUUCCCGCUUUCUUUGCGGUCUUCUACGGCUACCAUUACGUACGCAGCAGUACAACAGUUUCGGGUGGUGUAAGGUGAGGUAGGGUGAGGCUUGUACGUUGUGUUUGGUUGAGCGUACGGUUGGCGACUUCCAUACCAAUUAAAAAAUGAAAACAACUGGCACCCCG